Molecule: messenger RNA, 757 nt
Organism: Drosophila simulans
Lineage: Eukaryota; Metazoa; Arthropoda; Insecta; Diptera; Drosophilidae
Gene: Alg14
Product: UDP-N-acetylglucosamine transferase subunit ALG14 homolog
Exons: 2
Coding region: 148-723 (191 amino acids)
Biological process (GO): dolichol-linked oligosaccharide biosynthetic process
Cellular component (GO): UDP-N-acetylglucosamine transferase complex
Source: RefSeq, a predicted model, not a curated record
UAUGGCGCAGUUGAAUUCCGUCGAGGUCUUGUCGGAGUGAUUCAGAAGCUUACCCUUCUGCACGGGAGGAGCCAUUUCGCUCCGCUUUCUGAUUGAGAUCCAAUAAAUUCUAUAAAUGGCGCCCUCAGUAAUAACAACAACGGCAACAUGACGAUCAGCGCGCCUCACCCCACCUACGUAAUACUGGGCUCCGGCGGCCACACGGCGGAGAUGUGCCGGCUGACCCAGGCGCUGCUACAACAGACAGACAUCGAACAGACGGAGAAGUACCAGCCAAUUAGACUGAUCCUGGCCAACAGUGACUCAACUUCCGAGCGCCAGUUCAGGCAGAUCAUGCCGCAGGCUGCCCAGAGUGCGGAAAUCGCGAAGGUGCCGCGCAGCCGCAACGUGGGCCAAUCCUGGCUGAGCAGUAUCUUCACCAGCCUGUGGGCGCUUCUCUGGAGCUGCUAUCUGGUUUGGCGUGAUCGCCCCCAGCUGAUCCUCUGCAAUGGACCCGGCACCUGUGUGCCCUUCUGCUAUGCCGCCUACCUGUGGCGCCUCCUCGGACGCCUGCCCUCGCACUCCAGGAUCGUGUUCGUGGAGAGCUUCUGCCGCGUGGAGACGCUGUCGCUGAGCGGACGCCUGCUCCUUCCGCUGGCGGACCUCUUUGUGGUCCACUGGCCGGCGUUGGCCACGCGCUAUGUGGAUAAAAAGAACGUGCGAUAUUUUGGGCGAAUCCUGUAACAUAUUUUAAAUAAAACAAAUAAUUUUUGAAGUA